Salvia hispanica is the source of this 3493-nucleotide messenger RNA. RefSeq names its product bZIP transcription factor (DUF630 and DUF632). The record is from RefSeq and is a predicted model, not a curated record. NCBI's taxonomy places the organism in Eukaryota, Viridiplantae, Streptophyta, Magnoliopsida, Lamiales, Lamiaceae.
UUCUUGUGCUAAGUCAGCGGGGGUCCACACCCCUCUUCAACCCAACCCCCUUUCGAUUGCCAUUGCAUGCAAACUUAACCCCUGAUUUGGACUCUUGUCAGCUGUCACUCUCCUGCAGACGAUCCCUAAAAGGCUAAAAGGGACUCCCUUUCUUCACUUUCGCAAUCCCAAUCGCCACCCACUUCACAAUUCUCAGUUUUUUUGUGGUGGAUUUUCAAUUCCAAUCGGCUUGUUUAUUUUAUUAAAGGUGGGAUCUUUUUGUAUUUUCAAUCCCAAUCGGAUUAAAGGUGGGAUCUUUUGUAUUUUCUGGUAUGAAUUGGUGUUGUCUGAUUCGUGGUUGAUGGUUUUGGUAGCUUGAAUUAAUCACUUGCCAGUUUAAAGCGUGGCGUUUUCAUUUUUGGGUCAGAUGCUUUUGUUCGUGUUUUCCAGUUGGAUGUGAUAGCUGACCUUUUUGAUGAGGCUUUUGGUCUUGUUUGAUUUUGGUUACAAGUUUGGAAUCAGAGGGAUAUUAGGGGAGAUUACAAUUGAAAUUACUUGGAUAGAUUAGAUUUAUGGUAUGUGCUUUCUCUGAUUUCAUAUGCUUUAGGCCAAAGGGAGAGAUGCUGAUCAUGUUGCUCUUGAUGUUGUUGCUUUAGUUUUUAGUCGUUUUCUAGUGGUAUUUCUUUCAUCUGGAAAUUGAUGGCUCUAUAAUGCAAAGUGCAAAAUAUUAUGUUUGUGUUUGUUUCUUCAACCAAAUGUCAAGUUAUGGCGUCCAGUUGAUCGGUUGCCUAUGUUAAGUGUGAAAGUGUGCUUAAGCGCUCAAUCAUAACACGCAAAUUACUUUGUCUCUAACUUUUGUUUACUCAAGUUCAGUGACUAGCCAAAUUAUUCAGUAAGGUGGUAUCACAUAAUUCGGAUAUAGGAACAGAUGCUUUUAGAGGCAGGACGGCUCAUAUAAAAAAGAAGAAGCUUUUAUGCUGAUUUGGCUACAGACUGUUUUAGGUUAAUGGGAGCCUCAAAUUCUAGAUUGGAAGAAGACAAGAGUCUGCAGCUAUGCCGGUCGAGAAAGAAAUUCAUCAAACAGGCACUAAACGGCAGAUGUUCUCUUGCAGCUGCUCAUAUAGGAUAUAUCGAGGAACUGAAAAUCGUAGGAUCAGCUUUGAGGAGAUUUGUGGAAUUCGAUUCUCAAUUCGAGAAUUUAGCACAUUCUUCAACGUGUGCAACUCCAGAGCCCCAUUCUUUGAAGUCUGUUUCUCGAUUAUCUUUUUCCUCCCGGUCUUUAUCGCAAAAUGUUGAUGCAAUCGGAAAUCUUUCGCCACCUUCUUCCACCCCUGUUUCGACUCAGUUCCAAUCUCAUCAUAUGAAAUUUAGAGGCUCGUUUUCUACCAAAGUCGAAGAAAAGCCUCCCGUGCCUUUUGCAGUGUCGGUUUCUUCUACAACUCCUCCAACUACCACCCCUCGCUCCACGGAAACACCACAAGCAUCGCCUUUUGAAACUGCUGAAGCAACAGAAAAUUCUCCUUGGGAUUAUUUUGGUCUAUUUCAUCCAAUCGAUCAGCAUUUAUCUACACAAGAGGGCCAUGGAUUUGAUCAGGGUUCAGAGAAUUUAGAUGAGAUAAGGCAUCAAAGGGUAGAGGGAGGGGCUCGCGGAAUAGGUAAUACAGAAGAUAAAUUAUCAUCUGAUGGAAUAGAAGAUUCACAGAUAUCAGAUGAUGAAUUUGAUGAGCCCUCCACUGCUACCCUUGUUCGAAGUUUCAAAAAUGUGAACAGGUCUAUAGAGAAUCUUCUCAAUGAAGAUUCGUCUUCCAUACCUUCUGAAAAUAGAGUAUCAGAAACCAAGUUUUCAGGUGCUGAAAAUGUAAAGGGAACAAGAGAAGCUAUUGUCAAUGGAGUUUCACCACCUAAGCCAUCAGAAAUAUCAGAAAUCAAGUUAACGAAUGGGAAGAACAAUAACAACUCACCUGAUUUGUCCCCUCUACGAGCUCCAUCUUCCAGAUUUGUGCAUUUGGAUGAUGUCAAGAUAACACCAGUGAAACAAACCGAAGUCGAAGAUCAAGUUGUACCAAAGGACUUUCUUUCGAGCAUGAAAACUAUUGAUCAGCUUUUUGCUAAAGCAUCUGAAUCAGGAAAAGAAGUUCCAAAGAUGCUUGAAGCAAAUAAAUUCCAUUUCCGACCAGUUACUCAUGGAAAACAAGGUGGGUCAGCUACCUCAUUAUUAAUGAAAUCUUGUUUUUCCUGUGGGGAUGACCCAAGUCAGGUUCCACAAGAGCCGCCGCAAGAAUCUGUCAAGUACUUGACUUGGCAUCGCACAACAUCAUCUCGGUCCGCUUCAUCUCGGAAUCUUCUUGGUGUGAAUUCCAGUGAUGGUGUUGAAGAUCUUAGUACGAAUCUCUUUGACAACUUCUGUAUGGUCUCUGGAAGCCAUGCAUCAACCUUGGAUAGGCUUUAUGCAUGGGAGAAGAAGCUUUAUGACGAAGUUAAGGCUGGUCAGAUUCUUAAGAGUAAUUUUGAUCAGAAAUGCAGACUUCUUCGACAACAAGAAUCACAAGGAGAGAAUACCGACAAGACGCGAGCUGCAGUCAAAGGACUGCACUCGAGAAUUAGAGUUGCUGUUCAGAGAAUUGAUUCCAUCUCAAAGAAGAUCGAAGAAAUUAGAGAUAGAGAGCUUCAGCCGCAGCUCGAGGAACUAAUAGAGGGAUUAAGGAAGAUGUGGGAGAUGAUGUUGGAAUGCCACAAGCUUCAACUUCAUACGAUAUCGGUAUCUCAAAUGCCCGGGAGCAUGAAAAUCAUUAUACAGUCGGAUUCGCGGAAACAGAUCACCAUCCAUCUCAAGAAUGAACUAAGCUAUCUGUCAUCCAUCUUCACGAAAUGGAUCAACGCACAGAAACUCUACGUGGAAUCCAUCAACAAGUGGCUCUUCAAGUGUGUUUUGCUUCCGCAGAAUACUUCCAAGCGAAACAAAAGGAUGAGACCUCCGCCCAUACAGAACAUGGGGCCGCCAAUAUACAUGAUAUGUGGUGCUUGGUUGGAGAUGUUCGACAAACUCCCUGCUAAAGGAGUCGUCGAUUCUAUCAAGGAUUUGGAGGUGGAAGUAGCGCACUUUCUCCCUCAUCAAGAGAAGAGCCAGGGGAAGGCCGCAACAAGUACUACAAUACUGGGAGACGAAGUCUUGCAAGACCGGACACCUGCUCUGGAUCGUUUCAGGACGAGCUUGACUGGAUUUCUCGGGCAGCUGAACAACUUUGCUGAGUCAUCAGAGCGGAUGUUCUCCGACCUACAAAAGGCAAUCCAGGAAGCUAAGAAUAACUAUGAACAAUUCAAGUCACAACAGUCAUAGUCAUUGAGAAUUUGCAAAUAAUAGGAGAAUGUUUAAAUUGAAAAAAUAAGAAUUUCAUACAUAGAUAUAGAACUACAGGUUCACAGGAGACAUCUGUACAUGUGGUUAUCCAAUAAACUUCAUAGUUUGAAAAGAGAUUUUUCAACCAAAGCUCAACUGGAUUUGGUUAGUUUGGAA